GGCGUGAGGGAGGCACCGAGCCGCCGCCGCCAUGGGCAGCUGAAGCCGGCGCCGCUGCCCAUGGGCUGCGCUGGAUGCAUCGCCUGGAGCGGAGCCGGGCCCGGGCGCACGCGUGAGGCUCGGCCGUGGUGACCCCAGCAGCGCACUCAAACGCUUGGACCAUGUUGGCCUGUCUGCAGCGAACCCAGAACCCCCCGGCGCAGCACCUGGCAUGCCCCAGCAAAACCCUGGAGCCACGGAAGUGUAAGUGCCCCAGGCCCCACAGGGUGGCACGCCGCCAGUGGGCACGGUAUUCUAACCCCCACCACGGUGAAACGGCAGUCUCCAUGCAUUCCCCACGCUACCCCAGCCCGGCUGAACUGGACGCCUAUGCACAGAAGGUGGCUAACAACCCCUUAACCAUCAAGAUCUUUCCCACCAACAUCAGGGUUCCGCAGCACAAGCACCUUAACCGGACAGUCAAUGGGUACGACACCACGGGGCAGCGCUACAGCCCGUACCCCGUGCACGCCGGUGGCUACCAGGGCCUCCUGGCCAUCGUGAAGGCCUCCAGCAAAAGCGUGGUGAAGAACGCGGAGGGCAAGCGGACUAAGAUGUCCCCCGCGCAGGUGGGUGUCGCCCCCUACCCAGUGUCAAGCACUUUAGCUGCAGGCCCCGCCUGCGCCGGGCAGUUGAAUUACCACGGGGCCCAGAAGCAGAUCGAGGCUCCAGUACCCCCGAACGUGACUGUGGCGACGUCCGUGAUCCCGCUCGCGGGCCGGAGCCUGACGCUGCCACAAUCCAACCUGCCCUCGAUCCAGAGCAUCAUCUACCAGAUUAAUCAGCAGUGCCAGGCCCAGGGCUCCCAGCAGGCCUGCCAAGGCGUGGUGGUGACCAACCCCAGCCCGGCCAAGCACGGUGCCACCGCCAGCUUCGCCACUAUGGCAACAGCUGGCGCUGCCGUGGCCUAUGCUGGCGCACUCCUGCCAGAUUGCCGCAAGGGAGCCGACCUGGCUAUCGGGUCGAACCCAGCCCUAGCCAUGGGCCCCAAGGCAGCCGUCUACCCGGACGGCAUGGAUUACCUGCUGUGGCAGCAGAAGCAGCAGCAGCUCCGCAUGUACAGCGGGGGCAGCGGCGGGGGGGGCGCCGUCAGCAAGUCUCCGGAGACAUGUGCGGGGGUGUCACGGCCCUACAGCCUGACAGGGGCAGCGGAGAAGGUGAGCUCAUCCCCGUUGAACUGCGUGGGGAUGCACGGCAACUUCUCAGUGGGGCAGUACUUUGCGCCCCCCUGGAACAGCAUCCUGGUCACCCCCAACAGCGACUGUUACAACCCCCCCGAGCUCGCCAACGGGCACCGCGAGCUCGCCGUGCACCCCUCAGAUGGGCUGCCCAGCAAGACCCUCUGCAAUACCUCCAUCCUCAGCAGCAGCCUCCAGUCGCUGGAGUAUCUCAUCAACGACAUCCACCCGCCCUGCAUCAAGGAGCAGAUGCUGGGCAAGGGCUAUGAGACGGUGUCUGUCCCCAGACUCUUGGACCAUCAGCACGCCCACAUCCGCCUGCCCGUUUACAGAUAAGAGACUGCCACUGCUUUCCAAACACAGGGCGCUGGCGAGAACGGGACUGACAGCCACUCUCCUCUCCAGCACCGCCAGGGGAUGUGAUGGAGCGAAGGCGAGGGAGGGGGGGGUGGGCUUGGCUUGACGCGAGGGAAGGCCCAGGUGGGUCCCCCCCCACCAGAGACGCUGGAAUGCACUGGGGCCGUCGAACUGGACAUGCCCGAGACCCGCCGCAAGGCCGAGGAGGACGGACUGCUUGCUUACAUAGCUCAGAAAUCGUUUUCUUUCCACGAAUGUGAACAGGGAAUUGCUACAUGUUGCUGCUAUCCAGGGAGAGAAGGCUUCACUCUG
Gavialis gangeticus (Gharial) is the source of this 1886-nucleotide messenger RNA. It is a transcript of the gene FAM222A, whose product is annotated as family with sequence similarity 222 member A. The record is from RefSeq and is a predicted model, not a curated record. NCBI's taxonomy places the organism in Eukaryota, Metazoa, Chordata, Crocodylia, Gavialidae. The transcript is spliced from 3 exons. The coding region runs from base 162 to 1553 and encodes 463 amino acids.